UAUAAAUAUCGACUUGAUCAAUUGUUUCUUUGUUAUUGGAUUAAUUAAAAUGUCAAUCGUAUUCGUUUUUGCCUUAAUAACCCUUGCACAUUAUGUGAUAGCCGAUUCAAGUUGGGCCGAAUUGCAAGUGCCAAUACCACCACCAUCUACACCAGUAGACGAUAAUUUUACGUAUUUUACGAAUCCAUGUCGUAUCGUCUAUCGAGUUGAUGAUGAAAAUGUUGAAAAAGACGCGUGUUCAUUUUUCUCGGUGGAAAAUGAUGUGAUUUUUCAGUUAUUUACACAAAAAAAUCCAACCGAACCACAAAUUUUGGAAUUAAACAAUGACACGACGGUGAAAACAUCGCAUUUUGAUUGGCGAAAUCCAACAAGAAUCUUGAUUCAUGGAUGGUGUUCAGAAGGACUAUUAACACCACGAUUUGCUGAUGCAUAUCUUGUUAGAGGCAAGCAUAAGGUCAAUUUCAUUGCGGUCAACUGGCAAAAGGGGUCAGAUAUCUGGAAUUAUCGCUGUGCUCGUUAUCGUGUCAAUGAAAUGGGUGAACAUGUCGCACGAUUUGUUGAUUUUAUGUCAAAAGAAGCAAGGCUGAAAAUUCAAGACUUGACUAUCGUUGGACAUAGUUUGGGCGCACACAUUUCAGGCAUAGCUGGAAAAAAAAUUACAAAUGGAAAGGUGGGAAAGAUAGUAGGACUGGAUCCGGCACGAUUUUUUUUCAAAUUUGAGGAAGUCGAAAAUCGACUUGACGCCACUGAUGCUUCAUAUGUUGAAGUCAUUUAUACCUGUUCUGGAACAUUGGCAGUCACUUGGCCAAUUGGUGCUACAAACUUUUAUCCGAAUGGCGGCCGGUCUCAACCUGGUUGUGGAAUGGAUAUAUUAGGACCGUGUGCUCAUGGCAGAGCAUAUGAAUAUUAUAUUGAAAGUAUUGCUAAUGUUAUGCCACAAUUUUUGGCCCUUGAAUGUGAUUCACUUGAAAAUUUACAAAAAGGCAACUGUUCGGUGGUAAAUGAGGUUAAAGAAAUGGGCGGCGAACCGGGCAAUAAAAACGGAAAAGGUAUAUUCUACCUUCAAACAAAUGAUAAAUCUCUAUUCGCAAAAGGGUAUCAAGGUAUCUUGGAGACUCUCAAAACGGCAAAGACCAAAAGUUCGAUGAAAUUGAUUUUGCAAAAAAUAUUCAUGAAAAAGCCUACACAUGACUUUAUCGAAACAAGCUGAGAGGCGACAAGCAUUUUCACAAAUAUUCCACUUCUGUUCAAUUCAAAUAUAAAAUAAAAAGAUUAUUGCUAAUUUCACAUCACAUAUCAUCCGGAAAAUUGUAAAAUUCAAUUUGC
This is a messenger RNA of Contarinia nasturtii (swede midge), 1326 nucleotides long. Its product is annotated as pancreatic lipase-related protein 2-like. Gene Ontology annotation, molecular function: lipase activity. NCBI's taxonomy places the organism in Eukaryota, Metazoa, Arthropoda, Insecta, Diptera, Cecidomyiidae. The coding region runs from base 50 to 1210 and encodes 386 amino acids. Gene Ontology annotation, biological process: lipid metabolic process. The record is from RefSeq and is a predicted model, not a curated record. The transcript is spliced from 4 exons.